This is a messenger RNA of Morchella sextelata, 666 nucleotides long. RefSeq lists its product as uncharacterized. The transcript has a single exon. The coding region runs from base 1 to 666 and encodes 221 amino acids. NCBI's taxonomy places the organism in Eukaryota, Fungi, Ascomycota, Pezizomycetes, Pezizales, Morchellaceae. The record is from RefSeq and is a predicted model, not a curated record.
AUGGCCGAAGACAAUUCGAGACCUCUACCUUGGUCUUUAAUACCAAAAAGUGACAUCAAGAACUAUGUUCAUCUUGUCAACCUCGACCUCAAAGCACUGAAGAAUUCGCACAAGGAUAAAAAGCACUAUAUAGAUCGGUGCGAGUUUCACGCCAGUAGGGUUGUUUAUCUCGAUAAUGAAGUUUCAAAAAUCAAAUCUCCUUCUGGGCCCGACUUUUGGGAUCAGAACUGCCGCGGCUUGAGCUGUGAGUUAAUUAAAGUGUAUACUGUCAUGUCAGAACUAUGCAAAGAAGACUACGAGUUCCGUCUAAAGCGUCAGCCUGAACUCUUCCAAGGACUAGCUGCUAUGGAUACCCAAGUUAUGGAGAAGCUGCUUGCUGAAUACACUGCCGAGGAAGAUAUUCUAACCAGAUAUAUGCAGAAUUAUGAAAUACCUCUUUUGCCGGAAGGUCCGGUUUACGAGAAAUAUAGGCGAUUGAGAGCACGAGUUGAUCGGAGAUUGGCGGGUCUUGAAAUCAGGAUCCAAGAGCUGAAAGAUGAAAUAAAGACUGGCCAAGCACUCAAAGACUGCAUUGAGUAUGAAAAGGAAUUUGGACAGGGUGCUAAAGAUUUCGUAAUGAUAUGGAUUUUGAAUCGAGCACUUGUGUUUGUGCUUACUCUACAAUGA